AUGAUUCAUGAUCAUGCUCCAGUUUGCCCGGUGUGCUUGAUCAAGGGACAUUCCUCGGAAACCUGUCCGUUGUACAUCUCAGCCGUGCAUCAUAUCUCGGCCCCCGUGGACGGUUUUAAGAGGAGUUGGAUGGAUCUCGGCCAGAAUGGGCCGUUGCUAGGGGGUGCUCUAUUCUUGGCAAGCAAAGUCAUCGACAUGGCCCCCCAUGCAUUCUGGCCCAGACAGCAGCUGGUGGGUACUAUAAACAUGGAAAUGUACCGACGGGACUGGCGGGAUGGUAGGCUAUUGGCCGAGCUAAGGAUCAUCGGGGAUGCGUCGGAGGAGCCCGAGCAUGCGACCUGGCAGAUCGAUAGACAUACAUCCAGCCUUCUCGAGAACCAUGCCGACAUGCAAUGGGAGGGGUUAGAUUUCCGGCCCUCUCAGCCCAUUUGA
This is a messenger RNA of Aspergillus campestris IBT 28561, 432 nucleotides long. RefSeq lists its product as uncharacterized. NCBI's taxonomy places the organism in Eukaryota, Fungi, Ascomycota, Eurotiomycetes, Eurotiales, Aspergillaceae. The record is from RefSeq and is a predicted model, not a curated record. The transcript has 4 exons. The coding region runs from base 1 to 432 and encodes 143 amino acids.